Molecule: messenger RNA, 1764 nt
Organism: Cuscuta epithymum
Lineage: Eukaryota; Viridiplantae; Streptophyta; Magnoliopsida; Solanales; Convolvulaceae
Source: the annotation of a GenBank genome assembly
UAUAAACACUAUACAUACACCAUAACCGAGGAGAUGUGAAACGCGAACGUCGGAAAAACCCUAGCGCGCGAUGGCUUCGACGGCGCGACAGAUCGACAAAGUUCGGUGAUGGCGACGGUGAGAAGGCUUUGUUCUUCAGCGGGCAGGUUUUAGUUCUGUUUAUUGACGUUUUUGUUCGAGUUUUCUUCUUCUCCGGGCGUUCUGUCCCGCGGUCUUUUUCUCCGGCUCAAUUUGGCCGAGACUCUGUUUCGAGUGCCUCCUGCGGGAUUUUACCGCUGCAGUAUUUCUUAUCCGUAUUGGCUCUUUACUUGCUUUUGGGGUUGCAGUGGUUUCGUUCCUAGUUUACUUCUGUGCUUUGGUGUUUUUUGUCAUUUGCUUUGAUUUGGUGAAAUCUUGGUUUGGAAUGAUGGAUAUGAUCUCAAGAAAUGUUAAUAUGCUAUCAAUCGCUGAGGAAGAAAAUAGAGGGUUGGUGCUUGCGGCUGACCCGAUCGAGAAUAUGGGCGGGAUUAAUGAGGGCUUCAAUCUAGCGGUGGUGGCCAGAGUGGUGUCAGAUAAACCUGUUCGUGCUGUUUCUUUUUGCCAAUCAAUGGCUAUGGUAUGGCGGCCAGUUAGGGGGGUCUCUAUUGAUGAAAUUGAGGACUCUAAAUUCUUGCUACAAUUCUAUCAUGAGGGAGAUCUGAACAGAGUUGUUGAUGAAGGGCCUUGGUCUUUUGAGCAGAACCUGGUAGUCAUAAAACGGUUGGGUCGCACGGAUAAGCCUUUGGAGGUUGCAUUGGACCAUGCAGAUUUUUGGGUUCAGGUACAUGAUUUGCCUCUAAGUUACAUGACGGCUAGGGCGGCACGUGGCAUAGCUAAUAGCAUCGGAUCAUUUGUGCAAUUGGAUGAGAGCUCCCCGGGUGGAAAGAAAAGGUUGUUUAUGCGAAUAAGUGUCACUCUGAAUGUUACCAUGGCCUUGACUCAACGCUUACAGGUUAGGCAGGAGGGGAACAACUGGACUUGGGCAAACUUUUGGUAUGAAAGACUCCCGAACUUCUGCUUCUUGUGCGGGAUUCUUGGUCAUGCUGACCGGUUUUGUCCCUCUAACCCUCAUAGUGGAAUAGGGAUUGGUGAAAAACCGUAUGGCCCAUGGCUACGGGCGGAUAUGAGGCGGGGAGGAGUGCAUCCAGGAAAUCGGUGGCUUAUUCCUAGCAAUAAUAGACCAUGUGUUAGGCAGGAGGAAAGGGAAGAGACUGAACAAGGGACAAAGGACCAUGGAAGCUAUUUGGUGCAAGGACUCUUGUCAAAGGGUAAGGAGAUCGCCACAAUGGGGGAUGCAUCAAGAAAGCGUAGGAUCACUGAGAAAGAUAAUGAGGUGGGGAUCCAGGCAAGCAUGGAGGUAGAUGAAGAAUCUUCAAAAAACUUGGAAGUGGCGGUGUUGGACGUACAACACCGCCAGUAGCAGAAGAGUAUGAGGUUAAGAUGGGUGUUCCUUUAGCGGAGGCUGGUCAAACUGCUACUCCCUUGCCAGUGGCUGGACAAACUGGAUUAUGUUCCCUUUCUGUUUUUUCUUUUAUUCAGAACUCUGUUUUCUUUUUUCAUUCCUUGUUUAAUAGCAGCAUUGCUGUGUAUGGAGUCUACCAAAUUGCGGUGCGGGGUUAGCGAGGUGGUCCGCUAGUAAGCGCGAAUCCAGCUCUGAGUCUCAUCCCAGUGUAGCCUUUGUUAUGGCGAAUUUGUAUCUGGUCCUCAGUUUAAUUAAUGAUUAAGUUAUCUGUUUUCAAAAAAAAC